This is a messenger RNA of Colletotrichum siamense, 1482 nucleotides long. RefSeq lists its product as uncharacterized. The record is from RefSeq and is a predicted model, not a curated record. The transcript has a single exon. NCBI's taxonomy places the organism in Eukaryota, Fungi, Ascomycota, Sordariomycetes, Glomerellales, Glomerellaceae. Bases 1 to 1482 code for a protein of 493 amino acids.
AUGAAGUCGUUUCUGGAAGGUGUUUCUGUCAGCGAUCUGCCACAAACGUUCCGAGAUGCUAUUCAUGUGGCGAAGCAACUAGGACUUUCGUACAUCUGGAUCGACGCUCUUUGCAUAGUCCAACAUGACCCCGAAGAUUGGUCCAUUGAAUCCAGCCGCAUGAGAUCUGUCUACGGCAAUAGCUAUGUCAACCUCGCCGCAUCCUCCGCGACCAACGUUGACGAGGGCUUCUUCUCGAAAGCAGAGCGCUACAAGUACUACAGUGGGGGACUCUAUGCUCGAGUGAGCUCAAACAAAUUUACCGCAGUCCGCAAUUUCUAUGGUGAUACCGUGUAUGAUGAAUCUUUCACGUACACGCAUUUGGCCACUCGAGCCUGGACUCUACAGGAGAGGCUUCUUCCCGCCCGCACAAUUUACUUUGGCAAUACUGGUAUUUUCUGGGAAUGCAGGUCCGGCUUCCGAUCAGAAUUCCUUCCGCCUGGCAUUAGUGGUCUAGCCAGAUCACACCUCGUCUGUCCGGAAGACCGAGCUUGGAGGUGGCGUGACAUUGUCUCCCAGUAUUCUCGCGCUCAACUUACAGAUCCUGAGGAUCACCUACCCGCUUUGGCCGGUAUCGCUAGACGUCAACAAGAGGUCACUGGCCACCAAUACCUCGCAGGCAUGUGGAGAGAGUCUCUUGUCACCGAACUUGUGUGGGCGGUUAUUGGACGUCGGAGAAGGCCAGCUUGGAGAGCUCCCUCUUGGUCGUGGAUAUCCGUCGAUAGCCCAAUAUUGGCAUGGGGAUGGGACAUCGACUUCAAGGAUCAUCGCGUCAACAUGAAACAAUACAUCAGCGUAACCGAUGCAUGGACUACGCUCUCUAGCCCGGAUUAUUUCGGCAAAGUGAGCGACGGCUUGCUUUCGCUAGCGUGCUCCGUUCUUGUGCAAGCCCGCCUUCUUGGGGCUGCGAAAUUCGAGGAAAUAUCCGACGAAGACGAGAACCAUCACUACCAAUAUGUCAGAGUCAAUGGAGCGAAAGAAAGAUUCCCUGUCUUUAUAGACGCAUUGAGCGACGAGGGGGACUGCGAUGAGGUCUACUUGCUUCCCAUCUACGGUGGAUCAUGGGGUUCUAGGCGGGCACGGACGCGAGCGCAGAGCGAGGGAGAACCAAAUGACGAUAUGAAGGAGCACGGAUUCGAUGAGGCAAACGCAUCGGAUGACCCGGAAGAAGAAUGGGAAGAUCAACUGACGAUCUGUGGCCUUGUUCUCCGAGCCUGUGGUCAAAACACUGGUGAUGGGGGUCGCUUUUGUCGUCUUGGGUCAUUCAAUGUGAGGAAUUUCGACACGUACCCAAAUGUUGAUGAAGACCCAGAGAGAGACUACUAUGAGGAGUUCGUUCAAGCGUUAGAUGGAAGAGGACAUGAAUCAGCUGAUGCUAAACGUCCAACUGAAGCAAUGGACAAUGGUUAUAUUCAGCGAAACUUGAAUAUCACAAUUGAGUAA